This is a messenger RNA of Dovyalis caffra, 1578 nucleotides long. The record is from the annotation of a GenBank genome assembly. NCBI's taxonomy places the organism in Eukaryota, Viridiplantae, Streptophyta, Magnoliopsida, Malpighiales, Salicaceae.
AUGGCAACUGAUCCAAAACCAGAAGAGAUAAGUCACCCUCCAAUGGACCAACUUCAAGGCUUAGAGUAUUGUAUUGAUUCCAAUCCAUCUUGGGGAGAGGCUAUAGCAUUGGGUUUUCAGCAUUAUAUUUUGGCUUUAGGAACUGCUGUUAUGAUCCCUUCAUUUCUUGUUCCUUUGAUGGGUGGUAAUUAUGGUGAUAAAGUAAGGGUCGUACAGACUCUACUUUUUGUUGAAGGGCUCAACACACUUCUGCAAACACUGUUUGGGACGCGUUUACCGACCGUAAUUGGAGGGUCUUAUGCAUUCAUGGUCCCCAUUAUGUCCAUAAUUCAUGACCCUUCUUUGAUGGCCAUUCCUGAUGAUCACUUGAGAUUUCUUAGCACAAUGAGAGCAGUCCAAGGUGCUCUAAUAGUAUCAUCAAGCAUACAAAUAAUUCUGGGGUACAGUCAAUUGUGGGCCAUUUGUUCCAGAUUCUUCAGUCCACUUGGAAUGGUUCCAGUCAUUGCAUUAGUAGGUUUUGGUCUGUUUGAUAGAGGCUUCCCUGUGGCUGGACGGUGUGUAGAAAUUGGCAUUCCCAUGCUUAUCCUAUUCAUAAUCUGCUCCCAGUACUUGAAAGGUUUUCAGACAAAACAACUGCCAAUACUGGAGCGGUUUGCUCUCCUUAUAUCAAUCACAGUGAUAUGGGCAUAUGCACACCUUCUGACAGCUAGUGGUGCAUAUAAACAUCGCCCAGAAAUGACGCAAAUUAACUGUCGAACUGAUAAAGCCUACCUCAUUUCUUCUGCUCCAUGGAUAAAGAUCCCAUAUCCUCUUCAGUGGGGUGCUCCCACCUUUGAUGCCGGUCAUUGUUUCGGAAUGAUGGCUGCUGUUUUUGUCUCAAUGAUUGAGUCAACUGGAGCGUACAAAGCUGCAUCACGUCUAGCGAGCGCCACCCCACCUCCAGCUCAUGUUCUUAGCCGUGGUAUUGGAUGGCAGGGCAUUGGGAUCCUAUUGGAUGGACUAUUUGGAACAUUGACUGGCUCGACGGUCUCUGUAGAAAACAUUGGGCUGCUUGGAAGCACUCGUGUUGGAAGCCGCAGGGUUAUUCAAAUUUCAGCUGGUUUUAUGAUAUUCUUCUCUAUUUUAGGAAAAUUUGGAGCUUUAUUUGCGUCAAUACCCUUCCCUAUUUUUGCUGCUGUCUAUUGUGUGUUGUUCGGUCUUGUUGCUUCCGUGGGGUUGUCAUUCUUGCAAUUCACAAACAUGAACUCGAUGAGAAACCUUUUCAUCACCGGAGUUGCCUUCUUCCUUGGUUUGUCUGUCCCAGAAUACUUCAGAGAAUACACUGCCAAGGCCUAUCAUGGUCCUGCUCAUACCAGAGCUGGAUGGUUUAACGAUUUCAUCAACACUAUCUUCUUCUCAUCCCCAACCGUUGCAUUGAUAGUGGCUGUUUUCUUAGACAACACACUUGACUACAAGGACAGUGCCAGAGACAGAGGAAUGCCAUGGUGGGUUAAGUUUCGGACAUUUAAAGGAGACAGCAGGAAUGAGGAGUUCUACACCCUUCCUUUCAACCUUAAUCGUUUCUUCCCUCCAUCUUGA